AUGGAUUUCAAGAACUUUGGCAAGAACCUUUCGGACUUUGGCGCGCAAAUCACGCCAUUUGCGUCGCGCACCUUUCAGUUCACCAAGGAGCAGUUUGGACAGGCAGAUGACAAGACUCAGCUGCCACCCGACUACAUUGAUCUGGAGAAGCGGGUGGACGCCUUGAAGCAGGCCCACCAGAAGAUGCUAGCUGUGACCUCCCAAUUCUCGAACGAGGCCUACGACUACCCCCCCAACAUCAAGGAGACUUUCCAGGACCUCGGUCGCACCGUGAGCGAGAAAGUCACUCUUCUUUCUGCCGCGACAUCUACGACCGAAGCCCAAGCCGCUCUGGUUGCCCCCCCUUCGGCCAAGCCCCAACCCAAGACCUUUAGCCAUGCUAUUGCACGCGCCAGUCUGUCUAGCAGUCAGCUCGUGCACCAGAACCACACUGGGGCAAGCGAAGACCCCUUGGCCACUGCCCUCGAGAAAUACGCCCUCGUGAUGGAGCGUGUCGGAGAGGCUCGCCUCGUCCAGGAUUCUCAGAUCCAGAGUCGCUUUCUUGCCGGCUGGAAUACGACUCUCAACACCAACCUCAUGUUCGCGACGCGCGCCAGGAAGAACGUUGAGAAAUCGAGGCUCUCGCUCGACGCUGUCAAAGCCCAUGCUAAGGAGCUUAGCCCAGAGGCUCAAGAGGAGAUUGAAAAGGCCGAGGACGAGUUUGUCACCCAAACUGAGGAGGCUGUCGGCGUCAUGAAAAAUGUUUUAGACUCCCCCGAACCGCUUCGCAACCUCUCCGAGCUCCUCGCCGCACAGAUCGAGUAUCACAAGAAGGCUUACGAGGUUCUGAACGAGCUCGCGCCUGCCAUUGAUGGGUUGCAGACCGAGCAGGAAGCUAGCUACCGCAAGAGUCGUGAGGAAGCUUCUUAG
Hirsutella rhossiliensis is the source of this 909-nucleotide messenger RNA. Its product is annotated as bin/amphiphysin/Rvs domain for vesicular trafficking. NCBI's taxonomy places the organism in Eukaryota, Fungi, Ascomycota, Sordariomycetes, Hypocreales, Ophiocordycipitaceae. Gene Ontology annotation, cellular component: cytoplasm. The transcript is spliced from 7 exons. Gene Ontology annotation, molecular function: protein binding. Bases 1 to 909 code for a protein of 302 amino acids. The record is from RefSeq and is a predicted model, not a curated record.